Messenger RNA from Colletotrichum chrysophilum, 654 nucleotides. RefSeq lists its product as uncharacterized. NCBI's taxonomy places the organism in Eukaryota, Fungi, Ascomycota, Sordariomycetes, Glomerellales, Glomerellaceae. The coding region runs from base 1 to 654 and encodes 217 amino acids. The transcript is spliced from 3 exons. The record is from RefSeq and is a predicted model, not a curated record.
AUGGCGGACGCUUCAGAGGGAGCGGCACCAGCUUCGGCUCCUGAGGAGAGCCCCCUAGGCAACCUCGGAGCUAUGUUCAAGUGGAGAUACAACCAUAUCUGGAAGCUCUACGGACAGAAGAAGUACGAAGAGGCCGAGGCCGAGGCUAUGAAGAUGUUGAUGGAGCCACGACUUGGGGAUUUUCAUCGAGCCGGAAUGCACUUGCUGCUUGCUGGUUCCCCUCAUGACUACGUCAACAAUGCGAAGCAAGCAGUUCGCCUUUACGGCAAAAUUCUCGAGGAGCACGGUUCCAACUUUUCUCCCAAGGAGCAGAGCGGCAUCCAGAACCUUAUCAAUAGGUCCAACCAAGCCUUGGAGAAAGCGCUCAGAGAUCAGAGCGACAUUGAACGCAAUGUUCGCGAGUACCUUCCCAGCGGCAAGACAAUCGAUGACCUCCACGAUGAGCAAAUGAAGGAGCUGCAAGAGCGCGAGAUGGAGCUCGCCAGGGUCGAGAUGAGCAAGGAAGAAGUCGCCUUGGGAUCCCAGGUCCCACCUUCCAGCCAGAGCGUCCCCGAUGACGCUGGCGCCGCGCGGAGCUCUGGUGUGGGCGGCUCCCAGUCCGCUGACCGGAAGCUGCCGAUGGAAAUGGACGAGGAAUUGCCGACCUAUGACUGA